Molecule: messenger RNA, 1284 nt
Organism: Naegleria fowleri
Lineage: Eukaryota; Heterolobosea; Eutetramitea; Acrasida; Naegleriidae
Exons: 1
Coding region: 1-1284 (427 amino acids)
Molecular function (GO): nitrite reductase (NO-forming) activity; copper ion binding
Source: RefSeq, a predicted model, not a curated record
AUGAACACGAUCCCUCGUUUCUUCAAAUCCGUUUCUUCGAGUCUCCACCACCGAGUUUGGAGCUCGUUCAAGAAGAGAGUCCCAAAUACAAAAACUGCUUUCGGAUGGACUUCUGUUGGAUUGGGCAUGGGAUCUCUCUAUUUGUUCCAUCGCCAACUGCAACUUUCACAACACCAUUUGAUACUCUUGGCCGAAGAAGACGAGAAGAGAGAGGAGAACUUUUACGGAGAGGAUCAACAACCUUCACAACUCCAAUUCAUUAACUCAACGUGUGCCUCGGUGUCAUCCGUUCCUGGAGCUGCUGGAGAAUUUGUCAACGGAAGAGAGGAUCUUCCAGUUGUGGAAGCGGAACUGACGUUUGCACCCAAUGUUCCUCCACCCAUUCAAAGAGACUAUCCUGUUCGACUUGUUGUCAAUUUGGAAACCACCGUUGUGGUUGGAAAACUGUCACAACAGUACAAGUAUGAAUUUUGGACAUUUAAUGGAAAAGUUCCUGGCCCAUUUAUUCGAGCUCGAGUCGGAGAUGUCAUGCAAAUUAAUUACACAAAUAAGGAUGAAAAUGGAGUGGGUCACAACAUCGAUUUCCAUGGAGUGACAGGUCCAGGUGGUGGCGCUGAACUAUUAUUCGCAGAGAAGGACGAGACAAAAACUGCCUUUUUCAAAUUGCUAUAUCCAGGAUUGUUUAUUUAUCAUUGUGCAGCCGGACCUGUUCCGACUCAUGUGGCCAAUGGAAUGUACGGCUUGUUGUUGGUAGAACCUGAAAAUGGAAUGUCCAAAGUAGAUCGAGAAUUUUAUGUCAUGCAAAGUGAAUUUUAUGGAGAACCUUCGGAUGACGAUCCCAAACUUUUGGAAUAUUCCUAUGUCGAUGGAUUCGAUGAACAUCCAUCCUAUGUGGUUUUUAAUGGUCGAGAAAAUUCUCUCAUUGAAAGUCCUCUCCAAGCUCGAACCAACGAAAAAAUUCGAAUCUUUUUUGGAAAUAGCGGUCCUAAUCUCAACUCUGCAUUUCACAUUAUUGGAACAAUUUUCGAUAAGGUCUAUCGAGACGGAGAUAUCGUCAGCAAUCCUUCAAGGUUCCUACAAAUCGCAUCGGUUCCUCCUGGAGGCGCCUCUGUUCUGGAAUUUGACACUGUCGUGCCUGGAAAUUAUACCUUGUUGGAUCAUGCAAUAUUUAGAUUGGAUAAGGGAGCAACUGGUUUUUUGAAAGUAUCAGGUGACAAGCGACCUGAUAUUUAUGAAGGAACGGAUUUACCUAAACGAUGUCCCAAUUGUAAAUUACAUAACUAA